AUGUCCUCUAGACAAUUAUCUACCACCUCGUCCUCGUCGCUUGCCGCCCUCUCGGCUACCCUCCAGUCUCAUGAUAUAAUCUCCAACCCUCCGCCACCGCCUGAGCCAGUCAAAGCUUGGGUUGAUCCGGCGUCUCUACCCCACCACGGUCACGCUUCGUAUAUCGGAGGGAACGCCCCAGACUACGUCAAACAGCUAAACUACAACACCUUCAUGACUUAUGGCGUCGGCGAGGAGGGCUCCUUUGGCUUCAAAGUCGGCAAGUCGGUCAAGUUCACCGACGUGAACGUAAACAGAAAAAUGGAACGACAGGGGAGACUAGAGGCUACCACCACGGCUGAGAUAGAGGUGACAAAACAUAUGCUAAACGGCGCCGGAAUGCUACACGGGGGCUGCGUCGCAUAUCUGAUAGACAAGUAA
Molecule: messenger RNA, 420 nt
Organism: Psilocybe cubensis
Lineage: Eukaryota; Fungi; Basidiomycota; Agaricomycetes; Agaricales; Agrocybaceae
Exons: 2
Coding region: 1-420 (139 amino acids)
Source: RefSeq, a predicted model, not a curated record